AUGGAUCUACCUGCCGUCGGAGAGCAUGUCUUUGCAGUGGAGGGCAUAGAAAAGAAGCGCAUUAGGAAGGGCAGAAUUGAGUACCUUGUGAAAUGGAGAGGAUGGUCACCGAAGUACAACACGUGGGAGCCAGAAGAAAAUAUUUUGGACCCACGACUCCUUGUUGCUUUCCAAAACAGAGAGAGACAGGAACAGCUACUUGGGUAUCGUAAAAGAGGACCUAAACCUAAGCACCUCUUAGUCCAGCUCCCAGCAUUUGCUCGGAGAUCUAGCAUUCUUGCCGGUCUUCAGGAGACAUCACUGGAUGAGGAGAACUUCCUUAAACCAGAUUCACUUCAGAUGCACCGACCCCAGCACUACCAGUUGAACAGCAAGAAACACCACCAGUACCAACCGAACUGUAAGGAAAUUCCUGCAGAACCACAAAUCAACGGAAAGAAAAAAUAUUUCUAUCAGCUCAACAGUAAAAAACAUCAUCACUACCAGCCUGACCCCAAAAUGUAUGACGUGACACAGACGAAGGCCAAAGAAGUCAAAGGUCACACUCCUCCUAUUAAUGAGUGUAACCCACCUUCAGCUUUGCAACAGAAGUGGGUGCAUCACAAUGAGACCGGUGGCCUGAACAAGGUGAAAGAUGUAGCCGUGGAGCAGAAGAAGCUAUCUAACGAUAGUACCAAAGGAGAGCAGCAGCUCAAAACAAGCCCUAAAGAGCCUUCACUCCCCAAAAGCAUCAGCAGUAAGAUGAAGAUAAUCAAGAACAAAAACAAAAAUGGGAGAAUUGUUAUUGUCAUGAGCAAGUACAUGGACAAUGGUGUGUCAUCAUCCAAAGUGAAAAAUGGAGACUCCUCAGAAAUAGAGAAAUCACAGCAGAAUGAGCAGUCUGUCAACACGAGUAACAGCAGUCCUCUUGAGGAAUCCAUAACAACAAAGAAACCAGCACAGGAGAAUAGUGCCCCUACAGACAACAUUGUUGGCGGCACGACCGAUAUCAGUGGGAACCUUCCAAAGGAGUCUCCUGAAAAGUGUGAAUUCUCAAAGGUAAAGACCAGUGCAAGGGAAGAAGAUGAAACACAGAGGGCAAGAGGUCAGGGGGACCUCCCAGUUGAUCAGCCUUUGCAACUGACCUCUAAGCCAAACUCCUCGCCCCUAUCAAUGAAGAUAGAUAGCCAGUUCCACAGGGACCAAAUCAGACAUAUGCCAGUACAUCGUAAACGUAACCUAUCAGACACUUCUGAGGGCAAUAACGAGCGUAAGAGGUUCCUCGACUCCAGAAGCAUUAGUGUUCCUAACACAGUGCUUUCCUGUCCUCAGAGCGAACCCAUGAACCUGCAGUACAGCAGUCAGGAUCUCAGCAGUGGAUACAGCUAUGACUUCAGUGGCACCAUUUCUGAGGAACCUAUUGACCUGAGCUGUGGGAAACACAGAUCACAAACAGUGCCUGCUGCAAAACCUCUAGCUCCUGUUGAGGAACCAACAGAGACUCAAGCGAAGGAGAAGGAGGAGGAGCCUGUCAGCAAUUUCAAGCCAUUUAAGGGCAAUAUCAUCAUUACUGACGUCACCACAAACUGCCUCACUGUGACCUUUAAGGAAUAUGUCUCAAUUUGA
Chanos chanos (milkfish) is the source of this 1605-nucleotide messenger RNA. RefSeq names its product chromobox homolog 4 (Pc class homolog, Drosophila) (gene cbx4). The record is from RefSeq and is a predicted model, not a curated record. Bases 1 to 1605 code for a protein of 534 amino acids. Lineage: Eukaryota; Metazoa; Chordata; Actinopteri; Gonorynchiformes; Chanidae. Gene Ontology annotation, cellular component: PRC1 complex. Gene Ontology annotation, biological process: protein sumoylation; negative regulation of transcription by RNA polymerase II. Gene Ontology annotation, molecular function: SUMO ligase activity; SUMO binding. The transcript has 5 exons.